This is a messenger RNA of Perca flavescens (yellow perch), 968 nucleotides long. RefSeq lists its product as uncharacterized. The transcript is spliced from 2 exons. Bases 39 to 824 code for a protein of 261 amino acids. NCBI's taxonomy places the organism in Eukaryota, Metazoa, Chordata, Actinopteri, Perciformes, Percidae. The record is from RefSeq and is a predicted model, not a curated record.
GGUCAACAGUUAACACAUUUUAGUAGUUUAUUUGGCUAAUGUCAUUUAACUUUUACGAAAUAAUUACAUUUUAUUUAAAAGGAGAAGGCACAGAGACAUGGAUGGGGUGCCACUAUCGACCCUGGUGUUUUUGUUCUGGCUGGCAAGUGGGACAACAUCCAGGGUGGUCUCCAGAGUGUUUGGGAUGUCUCUAUCCACAGUCCACCGCAUCGUCCACAGAGUCACUGAGGAGGUGGUGGCCAUUUGUCAUCAGGUCCUCCACCUCCCAAAGACCCCAGAAGACCUGGAGGCGGUGUCUCGCAGGUUUGCAGGGCUGGCAAGACACCGAGCCUUCAGGAAAGCAGCUGGGGCAAUCGACGGCUGCCAUGUCCACAUCAAGCUAUCAGGCGGCCCUGGUGGUCGGUAAUACAGGAACAGGAUGUUUCCUUCCAUUCUGCAGGCUGUGUGUGACCAUCAGGGCCGCUUUGUUGACACAUACGUGGGCUGGCCUGGGUCAGUCCACAACUCCAGAGUGCUCUGCUACAGUCCACUCUACUGGCGGUCACUCUAACCUGCUCCAGGGCACUUCCUCCUUGCCGACUGGGGGGUAUCCAUGCCUCCAACAUCCACUCCCCCUCAUCACUCCCUACAGGAUGACUGUACAAGGUGUGGGAGCCCAGCGCUUCAACAUCCCUCACUGCUGGGCACACUCUAUUAUAGAGCGUGCUUUUGGGUUGAUGAAGGCCAGGUUCCUGGGCCAUCUUCCUUCAAGUGCUGGAGGUGCACUACACCUUGGUACCUUACGUCAUAACAUCAUGUGCCAUCCUCCACAACAUCUGUCUUAGGGCUGGUGACAUUGUGGCCCUGGAGGAUGAGCCUAAGGAGGAUGUGGCAGAGGAUGAGGGGAAGAAUGAGGCAGUAAGUGGUGCUCCCUGGCGUAACCAGCUAACUGCAGAGGUGUCUGCCCUGGAGGAGGGACCACGAUUAUU